Molecule: messenger RNA, 726 nt
Organism: Solanum tuberosum (potato)
Lineage: Eukaryota; Viridiplantae; Streptophyta; Magnoliopsida; Solanales; Solanaceae
Product: allene oxide cyclase
Biological process (GO): jasmonic acid biosynthetic process
Molecular function (GO): allene-oxide cyclase activity
Source: RefSeq, marked provisional
AUGGCCACUGUUUCCUCAGCCUCUGCUGCUCUUAGAGCCAUUUCUUCUUCCUCAUACAAGCUACCCUCUGCCUUCCAAACUACUUCUCUUUCUCAAAAGAUCCAAUCUUUUAAACUCCCUAACCCUCUCAUUUCUCAAACUCAUAAACUUACUACUGCUUCCAGAUCAUUUUCCUGCAAGAGCCAGAACAGCUCAACAGAUUCAACUAACACUGAAGUUCAAGAACUUAGUGUCUAUGAGCUCAAUGAACGUGACCGUGGAAGCCCUGCUUAUCUUCGAUUGAGCCAAAAGAAUGUCAAUUCACUCGGAGAUCUUGUCCCCUUUAGCAACAAGCUAUAUACUGCAGACCUAAAGAAGAGAAUUGGAAUAACAGCAGGACUCUGCAUUCUGAUCAAGCACGAAGAAGAGAAGAAAGGAGAUCGCUAUGAAGCUGUUUACAGCUUCUACUUCGGCGAUUACGGUCAAAUCGCCGUUCAGGGAUCGUACUUAACCUAUGAAGACACUUACCUCGCCGUCACCGGCGGAUCUGGCAUAUUUGCUGGGGUUUCCGGUCAAGUAAAAUUGCAUCAACUCAUUUUCCCUUUCAAGCUAUUCUACAUUUUUUACUUGAAGGGGAUCCCCGAUCUGCCAUCUGAGUUGUUGUGUACGGCGGUUCCUCCGUCGCCGACGGUAGAGCCAACACCUGAAGCUAAAGCUUGUGAGGAUGGGGCCGCACUGAAAAAUUAC